This is a messenger RNA of Mugil cephalus (flathead mullet), 4932 nucleotides long. It is a transcript of the gene dusp8a, whose product is annotated as dual specificity phosphatase 8a. The transcript is spliced from 7 exons. Bases 409 to 2484 code for a protein of 691 amino acids. Gene Ontology annotation, molecular function: MAP kinase tyrosine/serine/threonine phosphatase activity; protein tyrosine/threonine phosphatase activity. The record is from RefSeq and is a predicted model, not a curated record. Gene Ontology annotation, cellular component: cytoplasm. Gene Ontology annotation, biological process: protein dephosphorylation; negative regulation of MAPK cascade. Lineage: Eukaryota; Metazoa; Chordata; Actinopteri; Mugiliformes; Mugilidae.
CCUCCACCACCUCAACAUACACAUUCACACUAACAGUUUUAGCCUUUUAACUAGCAUAGCAAAGCUAAUCUAUCCACCACCGUCGCGCUUUCCCAUGCCGCGUCUGCUCCCGGUGCUGUCACCCUCCGUCAGCUGUGGGUUACGACCGUCCCCCCGCAACGACGCCAGGUAAACACCGGCCACCCCCCAUGAAGACACCGCCGCUGUCCCCACACACAUGGAGGCGAGCUGAAUAACACGCAGCAGCCGUCGUGGAGCCCGAGGAACCAUGGAUCUCGUAGCGCCUGCUCCAGUGGUAGCCCUCCUCCACUGACCUCCUCUACCUCCCCAUCUCAUCCUUCCCCCUCUCUCGUCCGCCCCUCUUCCUUUGCUGCUACCCCCUCAUCGGUGACCGUCCCUUCCGACGUCAUGGCAGGGGAGAAAGGGCCCAAUAAACGAACCGCGAUGGACAUCAAGCGCCUGGCCAGCCUCAUCCAGAGAGGGACGGGCCGCUUGCUGGUGAUUGACAGCCGGACGUUCUCUGAGUACAACGCGUCGCACGUGCAAGGCGCGGUCAACGUUUGCUGCUCGAAGCUGGUGAAGAGGAGACUGCAGCAGGACAAGGUGUCGGUUACCGAGCUGCUGCAACCCAAUGGCAAGGUGAAGGUGGAGCUGGGCAGGAAGCAGGAAGUGGUGGUUUACGACCAGAGUUCCAAAGAAGCGGGGCAUCUGUCCAAAGACGGCUUCAUGCACAUUCUCAUGGGAAAGUUGGAGGGCACCUUCCACAAAGUCUCCCUUCUCACCGGAGGCUUCGCAGCUUUCUCCUCCUGUUUCCCCGGCCUGUGUGAAGGGAAGCCUGCCACUGCUCUACCUAUGAGCUUGUCCCAGCCCUGCUUGCCUGUGGCUAAUGUAGGGCCCACUCGCAUCCUGCCACACCUCUAUCUGGGAUCACAGAAAGACGUCCUCAACAAGGAUCUGAUGGCCCAAAAUGGUAUUACCUACGUGCUGAAUGCCAGCAACACCUGCCCCAAGCCAGACUUCAUUAGUGAGAGCCACUUCAUGCGCAUCCCAGUCAACGACAACUACUGUGAGAAAUUACUUCCCUGGCUGGACAAAACUAAUGAAUUCAUAGACAAAGCGAAGGUGUCAAACUGCAGAGUCAUUGUGCACUGCCUGGCUGGAAUCUCACGUUCGGCAACCAUCGCCAUUGCAUACAUCAUGAAGACAAUGGGCUUGUCAUCGGAUGAUGCCUACAGGUUUGUGAAGGACAGAAGACCGUCCAUAUCCCCCAACUUUAACUUCCUGGGUCAGCUGCUGGAGUUUGAGAAGGGCCUGCGAUUGCUCCAAGCUUUAUCUUCGGACGACAAGAGCUUUGAAAACAACACUAAGCAAAACUCGGAGGUUAAUGGAGUCACCGCAGGUUUCGAGAUGAAUGGUCACCACAGCCACAAUGACUCAUCAGUGUCGGAGUCACACAUCCCUCCUGAACCCAAGCUGCCGUCGCCCACAUCCCUCCAGCAAGGCUUCAACGGCCUGCACCUCUCUGCAGAGAGGAUCAUGGACACCAACAGGCUCAAACGCUCAUUCUCCUUGGACAUUAAGUCUGUCUAUUCCCCUAAUAGCCCCCACUGCCCCGGCCUGGCACCCACGCACUCUGAAGACGUCCCCAAGCUGUGCAAGCUUGACAGUCCAGGAACAGGCACCUCCAACGGUGUCUGCUCUCAGUCUCCCGUCCUAGACAGCCCCAGCUCCUCUGACUCACCGUUCCCUUCGCCAGGCAGCGGGGGCAGCAUAGGAGGUCUGGGGCUCGGUGGAAGUGAAGGAGUUCAUCGGUCUGGCUCUUCGUCAUCCAGACCCAGGAGAAAAACCAAGCACAGCCGUGGCAGUUCCCCUGUCCACUCUCAACCAAACCAACCUCCGCAGUCUCUUAGCUUGUUGCUGGACCAGAAGAACCCCAGCCUGGACGAAAAACUAAAGGGCUCCCUGCUCCUAUCGCUACCCUCCCUGCCCACGGUGGGGUCCGGGGUCAUGUGGACCAAACACAGAGACACUGUCCAGGCCACCACUCCAGUCACUCCAGUCACACCAACCACAGAUGCUCCCUGGCACUUUGGUGCAGAGGAAGGAGGCGAGGGAAGGAUGGAGCUGGGAGGAGGAGGAGGAGGAAUAGACGGACAGGAGUCGACGGUGAGGUUCGGCAGUAGCUCGGCAUACGUGGCGUUUGGGUGCAGCGAAGGCGUGCGGUUACGAGACAAAUCCCAAAGGGAGAAGCCCUCAGCGCUGCAAACACAAAGAGACCACCGGGACUCCACGUCCUCGUCGACAGUGACCAUGUCCUCCAGCUCAAACAACAGCGGGCCCGCGUCAGAGAAGCAGUUCAAACGACGCAGCUGUCAGAUGGAGUUUGAGGAGGGCAUCUCCGAGACGAGGUCCCGAGAAGAACUGGGUAAACUCGGGAAGCAGUCGAGCUUCUCUGGGAGCAUGGAGAUCAUUGAGGUAUCCUGACAGAUAAUGGACACAAUUAGAGCUGUCCCCUGGGGGCAGAAAUGGACCUGGUUAGAGGUUGAGGACAUAUGAGGAGGAGCAGAAGAGGGAUUUUUUCCGCGCUCCCCUCACAGUCAGUGUUAAAGACUCCAGCUGAGAGAAGGACAAAUACGAACUGAGAGUUAAUGUGAAAAGCAAGCGAAAUGAACAUUCGCAACUUGGACAAACAGAGAUGUGGUGCUUAGCAGACCAUACCCAUCCUGAACUCUUAUACAAAUCUGAAGAAAAGUAUGGGAAGGGGGGGAGGGGGAGAUAAAGGGGGGUGACUGUAGGUACUGAAACUCUUUUAUGUUUAUGAGCUCUGUCAAAGAUAAAAAGAAACAACCCAGGGCAAAUGUCAUGUUGCAUCCUUAAUAUAUAGAAUUUCCUUCUUUUUGACGGAGACACAAACUGCUUGAUUGUGGUCAAAUGUAGUGUGCUUCAGUGGGUGUAUAGCUUGUGAUUUGACCCAUAUUUCCUCCCAAAGCUUCGCCCCAGUGUCAGAAAGCCUCAGAACCUCGCACGGCUACGUCCGCACCCCCACCACCCACCCAUCUUUCCCCAUUGGCUCUGCCUGCUAUGGACUCUGUAUAACAUCGACGACCGUAAUGGACUCCUUAACGGCACCGUCUCCUCACAAACAUCAGACAGCACAAGGCAGGGCGGUUCUGAGAGACAUGAUAGAAAGGCGGUACUGCAUCCAGACGAUGAAGGAUCCUUUGAUGAAAAGACUUUGAGUGAAGACUCUUAGCACAUUGUGUCUCCUUUGUUUCCAGUGUUAAUAGCGUGAUGGGACUGAGGUUUUAUAGGAUGCUGGUGAGGGUUCACUUUAAUGAUCCCCUCAGCUCCUUCGUAGACCCCCUCCAAGCCCCCCCCCCGUCACCUCCUAUGGUCACCACUGAGCAUGCACCUGAAAGGCUGACUACAGACAGACAAAUACUAUAUAUACAAUAUGAAUAUAUAUAGCAAUUUUAAUGGACUUCUGUUCAGUUAUAGUUUUAAUUUAUUGUAUUGGUUCAUUCUGGUAAUGAGAAAUAAUAUAAUGUUUUGUGGAUUUAUUUCUUUUUUUUUUCUCCUUUGUUGAAUUAUUAUUAUUAUUAUUAUUUGCUGUAUGGUAUUUAUGAACACACACUCAUACAAAUACACACAUUCAACAAAUUCAAGCGAGCAAUAUGUGCUGUUCCUUCUUUGGGGAGAGUGAUGUAUGACUUUGAAAUGCACUUUUCCGAUUUCUGGUAACAAACAAAGUCUGAUUACCAUUCACACCGUGGCAACGCGAUAACGCACGGAAGUUUUCAUCCCAACAACGAGAUGUUUUAAGAACGGGAUCCGAAUUCACGGUAUAUCGCAAUUUGAGGGCUGAAGCAUUUACUAAUAAGACUGUUUUAGUUUGACUGUGUGCAGAGGGAGGCAGAGUAGCCACGCACACUUCUCUGACCGCUCGGAUACAGUGAAACCUUUUCUGCCGUGCAUGACAAACAACAGCUAUAUGCAAACAGACACACACUCUUUCACGGGAUUUUUCCUCCAGACCAGGUCAUCGGGUCAUGAUCACAGCACAUCCCACCAAAGCUGAAACCAACACACACAACCUAUACUGUAUGCACUUACACUUAUACUCACACAUGUAAAGACCCUACAAACACACACACAGACACACACACCCUUUUGUUCAUUCUCAGGGGAUCUUUCAGUGAGCCAAGCCCAACACAGGGUACACAGCUGCUGGUACAUCAGCACAAUGCAUGUCCAUGAAGCUCCCUCGCAUUCUUGUCUCUUUUUUCUUUCUUUUUUUUUUUUUUGGCUCUUAUUUCUUAUUUUCCAAAGCUUUGAUAAAAACAACAUAACAGAAUGAAAAUAAAAGAAGAAAAAAAGAAAAAAUGAGGAUCUUCAAAAUCCUGAAGUGAAAGAUAUGAAAACUUUGCUCUCCUGGUGCGAGAUAUGGUUAUUUAUUUAUGACGUAAAAUGUGUUUUUUUUUCUUUCUUUUGACCCUUGAUUAGCUUUACUCUCUGCCGAUCUUUGACUCUUUGACCUUAUGCUGCUGCAGCUACAGUAAGUUCAAUUAGAUUCCUCCGUGGUUUCCCCUCGAGGCUCGAGCGACCUCUCACUUCCUCGUCCUACUCCCUAUAUUUUUAAGAAAUGUUGUUAGAAUUAUUUAUGACAUGUAACAAGGAUGAUGCAGGCUGUCCCAUUUGCUAAAAUUGUUGUUAUUUGAAUUAUUAUUAUUAUUAUUAUUAUUAUUAUUAUUAUGUUGUGUAAAUAGCAACGCAUCUAAGAACACUGAUGAAUUAAGAUGAGUUUUUAAAAGAAAAUCCUGAUACCUUAGGCUGCUUGAUGCAAAAAUACCUCAGGUUCUAUUGAAAGGCUUUUCCUUCCCCUGUACAUGUUUUGUGAAAAUGAUACAAAAAUACAGACAUGACAAAAUACAA